Messenger RNA from Sarcophilus harrisii (Tasmanian devil), 4476 nucleotides. It is a transcript of the gene KLHDC8B, whose product is annotated as kelch domain containing 8B. Lineage: Eukaryota; Metazoa; Chordata; Mammalia; Dasyuromorphia; Dasyuridae. The transcript has 6 exons. The coding region runs from base 1017 to 2081 and encodes 354 amino acids. Gene Ontology annotation, molecular function: protein binding. The record is from RefSeq and is a predicted model, not a curated record.
UCCCGCGAGGCGCCCAGCGGAGGCCGGCCGGGCAGGACUGGAGAGCGCGGGGACCGUGCCUGGCCGGGCCACUUUCCGGCGCUGGGACGGCCUUUCUCCGGACCCCAGUUUCCCGCCCUGUAACGAGAGAACCAGGACACACCUCGGGCGGGUGGGCGCAGGAAAUCGUUUCGCUCGCAUCUCUGCGGCGCGUUGCCUCGGAGCCCUUCCCUUUCAUCGCUAUCCCUCCCACCGGGGCAGCCCCGGCCGCCCAGCUGCGGCGCAGCGGUGCCGUCGCAAGGGGGCGCAACGCCACCUUCCCGCUUUCCUUCCCCUCCCCCCCUCCCCCCCGCCUGGGGUCCGGCGUUUGUCCGGACUGAGCAAGGAAGGGGCGGAGAAGAAAGCCCGGCGUCCGGCCUCGCUCCUGCACCGCAGCCCCUCUGGCGCCUCCCCGACUUCUCCGGCGGCUGGCCGGAGCCGCGCCCCCUCCCCGGCCUUGCGUGCGGGAGACGAAGGGUUAAGGAGCCCGGUGGCUUUCCCCCCGCCGGCGAAGAUUGGGGAGGGGGCGUGUCCGUCCCCGGCCCCUCCCCCCGCUCCGUCCUCUCCCUCCCCUUCCCGAACGGCUCGGGGCUGCUGGCUGGUGCCGAGGAGAGCCGGCGGCCGCAGCUGGAGCCCGGGCCGGCGCGGUGAGUGCCCGCCGGGCCCGGCCCCCGCGUCGCGCUGCCGGGCUGGGAGCCUUGGGUAAAGGGGCAGCCUUUCCCAUUCGGUCCUCCCCAGCAUCCCGCGGGGCUCUGCCCUUGGAGAGCAGGACAGAAAGCCGCAGACAGACAGACUCAUGUCUCGUUCCCAGCCUCAGCCUUGGAGGCUGCAGACGAUGCUUUUCUGUUAGCCCCUGCGAGCUCCAGUCUUCUCCGUCCUUCCCUUAAAGGAGCACCACUUAUCCGAAGACUAGGAGAGGGGAAGGGCCGGGGGAGACUGACUGGGUCAUGGCCCAGGGCCAGCAGCCGCUUGGAGCGCCCCCCAAGUGAGCAGCCAGGAUGGCCACCAGUGGUGCCCGCACCUUUGUUUGGCAUGUGUUCCCGGCCAUGCCUACGUGUCGGGUGUAUUGUACACCCGCCUACCAGGAUGGGCACCUCUUUGUGCUGGGUGGGUGCAGCCGGGCAGGGCUGCCUCUGGGCACAGCCGAAUUACUCGAUGUAGCUUCCCACAAGUGGCUGUCACUGCCCCCGCUCCCCACUCCCCGAGCUGGUGCAGCUGCAGUAGCCCUAGGCAAGCAGGUCUUGGUGAUUGGGGGCAUGGAUGCCGGGCAGAGCCCCCUGGCUUCUGUGGAGGCUUACCACCUGGAUGAAGGCCGCUGGGAGCCGCGAGCUGCUCUGACACAGCCAGCCAUGGGCAUCUCGGCCUUGGAGAGGGAUGGUGUGGUGUACGCUCUAGGAGGGAUGGGUUCAGACACGGCCCCACAAGCGCUGGUGAGGAUGUAUGAACCUUCCAGGGACCGAUGGCUCUCCUUGCCCUCCAUGCCCACACCCUGCUAUGGGGCUUCCACUUUCCUUCAGGGGAAUAAGAUCUUUGUUCUGGGGGGCCGCCAGGGGAAGUUGCCUGUGACUGCCUUUGAAGUCUUUGAUGUUGAGAUGCAGACUUGGACUCGGUACCCGAGUGUGCCCAGCCGACGGGCCUUUGCCAGCUGUGCCAUGGCAGAGGGCAGCUUCUUUAGCCUGGGGGGCCUGCAGCAGCCUGGACCCCACAACUUCUAUUCUCGCCCACACUUUGUAAACACUGUGGAAAUGUUUAACUCUGAGCAGGGUGCCUGGACAAAGCUUCCUCGUUCUCUUCGAAUGAGAGAAAAAAGGGCAGACUUUGUGACUGGCUACCUUGGGGGCCGAGUCGUGGCGGUGGGAGGCCUUGGCAACCAGCCAUGUCCCCUGGGCUCUGUAGAAGGCUUCAGCCUGGCAAGAAGGAAAUGGGAGGCACUGCCCUCGAUGCCGACCGCUCGAUGUUCCUGUUCCAGUCUCCAGGCUGGGCAACAGCUUUUUGUCAUUGGUGGAGUGGCCCAGGGCCCCAGUGGAGCUGUGGAGGCUUUGUGCCUACGGGAUGGAGUCUGAAGACUGGCCCGAUCCACCUGAUCAGAUCUGCCCACCAAAGACUUAUGAAGGCGGUUUCUGCAGAAAUCGGGUGGGAAAGGGGGAAGAGCGUAUUGCCACCCUUGGCUCGGCGAUGCUAUUUUCCUGUCCAUGUUUAGAACAAACUUUGGCUUUCUGAAGUAGGGAGUAGCACGGAGAUGCAGAGCAGCCCCUCAGCAAGAGCUGAACCUUGGGGAUACACAAACAGCCAAAGGGGUGGCCCAGUGGUGAGUGCCCACUGCCAUCCUAAGAGUGUAGGGUGGGUAGGGAGGAGGUAAGGGAAAGUCCAACUGGUUCCCCAGACACUGAGCUCUUCUUGGUAUUAACACGUCUUGAGCUCCAGGGCUUGCGGGUUCCAAAUUUUCUAGGAGUAGGAGACCAAGAGUUUUCUCCCCAGAUCCUCACACCCCCUUUGCCCUUCCCCACUGUGGCCCCCAGACCCAGUUUAGUCAUGGCAGGGAGUUGCUGUGGCCCUCAGGAGCUGCGCCAUCCUGUGGGCCUAAGCUGAGCGAGGGUCAGGUAUAGCCCAGAGUACCCAACAGGAACUCCUCCCUAGUUCAGUGCCUAAAAGGAGGCAGCCUCCACACCUGCACCUCCUGCAUAAAGCUGGCCUUCACUGUCAACACACAACUGUAAACACACAAUACUCAGUGGGAACAGAGAGGGUGUGGUUUGGUGGAGGUGGUCUGAGGUCCAGGAGAGCUGAGUUUUAUCCUGGCCAAAGACCCUCCUCGAUGGUAUUGGGGGAAGGUGAAGAGAAGAGGGACUCGAGGGAAGUGCACUGAUUAAGAGGCAUUGGUUACCGUUCCCUGUUCCACCAGUAGUAGUUGGUAGACUUUGGGCAAGUCACGUCAGCUCGUCGUGCCUCGGCUUCCCCAUCUAUAAAAUGGGGAUCUGUAAUAACCUGCCCUACCUCACAGGGCUGUUGUGAGGCUCAAAGCUGUCAUCACAUGAAGUAAGAUGUACUGAAAUGCCUGGUGGUAGUGAUUUCUCUGCGAACUCUGCCAUAUUCUUUCCCCAGGGCUGGGGGGGAGGAGGGGCGUGGGGAAGUUCAACUUGAACCAGAAACCUCUUUCCUUUUUCUUGAGGAUUCAAGUCUUGUGUCCUCUGUGAGUAGCGCAGUAUGUCUCCCUGAUGUUCUGUUCUGAGCCAGGGACUCCUCAAGCAGGCUGGAGAGGGAAUGAGCAGGUCUCAGUAAGACAGCAGGUUGACCAGAGGCCGAGAUGUGCCUUCUCACACUGCUGUCGCCGGCCCAUGGGUCUCAUGAGGUUCUUUUACCAUGUCUUUUAUAAAGGCUGGAGUUUGAGAAGACCUGGAGCACCAACCUUUUAGAUGCUCAGUUUCCUCUUCUGUCAGAUGGGGAUAAGUACUUCCCUUUCUACCGUGUAAGUGUUUAUGAGGGCCCAUGAGGACAUGGGUGGAAAAGCUUUUUGGGAGGGUACAGCAGUCCUUCAUGUGUCGGACAGUUUGGAGGUCUAGAGAGACCUUAAGGAAGCUGUGGGUGCCGAGCAAGAGUAGUCCCUGCUUAGAAAACAGUGCUCUUCCUACCUUGUCCUGUUUAUGUGUGUCCACAGUCUAGUGUCUGAUCUGGAGCUCCGCCCUUUAUCCUGUCUUCUCCCAAAGCGCAGAGGUUGAAGGUCUAACCCACAAAGGCGGCCUGGUCCUCCCUGAGAAAGAUAUUUUUCCUGUCUUUCCCUCAAUCUCCAUUUUUCCUGAAUGUGGUUUGAAAAUUCUGCUCUUCCUGCAGCUGGGUCAUGGGGAGACAGGGGCAGAGUGAUGGGAAGCACCACCAUAGCACAGCUGGUGCUGGGUGUCCUUUGUUAGCUCGUUGCAGUGCCCACUGCCUCUUCCCUGAAUACCGCAUCUGUACCAUGGCACACUCCUUCAUUUAGGGGUGGGUGUCUGGGCCUAACCCUGCCUAAGUCAUGCUGCCUCCUGAGAAGGGCUCAUUCCCCCCAGCCCUCAGCUCCGCUUUUCCCUUAGGGCCCAGCUCCCCUUUCCAUGGGUCAGGUAUGGAUCUGACAUUUCUAAAGGAGUGUCCUACCAAAGCUGACUGGGCCACAGUGUGACUCUCAGGCACUGGGAUAGCAGCGGGGCUUGGGUGUGGGGAGCUUGUGCUGGGCCCACUGGGCUUUGGAUUUGGGAGAGACCUCGGAGAAUGAACAUUCAGGACUCUUUUGUAACAUCCCCCCGUCUCUCUUCUUGAAGAUCCUGAGUGAUGGGAAACCCAUUACACCUCCUGAGGCAGCCCAAGUCUGUUCUGGGAUAGCUCUAAUUGUUCUAAGUAUUUCCUGACACGGAGAUGAAGUCUGCCUCUGGAAGUGUCACCCAUGGAUUCUAGGGUAGAACAUGGUAGGCUUCAAAGUAUGUUUUCUGC